Molecule: messenger RNA, 3586 nt
Organism: Porites evermanni
Lineage: Eukaryota; Metazoa; Cnidaria; Anthozoa; Scleractinia; Poritidae
Source: the annotation of a GenBank genome assembly
GAUUUCAAGAUCUUAGCUUUCCAAAAUCCGGAAUUCAAAAUUUUGGCGGAUUUCAAGAUUUUACCUUUCCAGAACCCUGAAUUUAAGAUUUUAGCCGAUGUCAAGAUCUUAGCUUUUAAUAAUCCGGAAUUCAAGAUUUUGGCCGAUUUCAAGAUGUUGGCUUUCCAAUAUCGUCAAUUCAAGAUCUUGGUCGAUUUCAAGAAUUUAGCUUUCGAAAAUCGUGAAUUUAAGAUUAUGGCCGAUUUGAAGAUUUUACGUUUCCAAAAUAGUGAGUUCAAGAUUUUGGGCGAAUUGAAGAUCUUAGCUUUCCAAAUUCUGAAUUCAAGAUUUUGGGCGAUUUCAAGAUCUUAGCAUUUAAAAAUAAGAAUUCAAGGCUUAGGGCGAUUUCAAGAUCUUAGCUUUCCAAAAUCCUUCAAUUCAAGAUUUUUGCCCAUUUCUAGAUCUUAGCUUUCCAAAAUCCUGAAUUCAAGAUUUUGGCAGAUUCCAAGACUUUAACUUUCCAGAACUCUCAAUUUAAGAUUUUAACCAAUGUCAAGAUCUUAGGUUUCCAAAAUCCUGAAUGUAAGAUUUUGGCCGAUUUCAAGGUUUUAGCUUUCAAAAAUCCUUAAUUUAAGAUUUUGGCCGAUUGCGAGACCUUAGCUUUCCAAAAUCGUGAAUUCAAGAUUUUGUCCGUCUUGAAGAGUUUAGCUUCCCAAAAUCGUGAAUUGUAGAUUUUGCAUGAUUUAAAGAUCUUAGCUUUCCAAAUCCUAAAUUCAAGAUUUUGGGCGAUUUCAAGUUCUUAGCUUUUCAAAAUCCUGAAUUCAAGAUUUUGGCCGAUUUCAAGAUCUUAGCUUUCCAAAAACCUAAAUUUAAGAUUUUGGCCGAUUUCAAGAUCUUGGCUUUUCAUAAUCUUGAAUCCAAGAUUUUGGCCGAUUUCCAGAUUUUAGCUUUCCAAAAUUGUGAAUUCAAUAUUUCGGCCAAUUUCAAGAUUUUAGUUUUCCAAAAUCUCUAAUUCAAGAUUUUGGCCAAUUUCAAGAAUUUAGCUGAUUUCAAGAUUUAAGUUUUGCAUAAUCCUGAAUUCAAGAUUUUGGCCGAUUUCAAGAUUUUACCAUUCCACAAUUGUGAAUUCAAGAUUUUUGCCAAUUUCAAGAUUUUAGCCGAUUUCAAGAUUGAAGCUUUGCAAAAUCCUGAAUUCAAAAUUUUGGCCGAUUUCAAGAUCUUAGCUUUUUAAAAUCCUGAAUUCAAGAUUUUGGCCGACUUCAGGAUCUUAGCUUUCGAAAAUCCUGGAUUCAAAAUUUUGGCGGAUUUCAAGAUUUUACCUUUCCUGAACCCUGAAUUUAAGAUUUUAGCCGAUGUCAAGAUCUUAGCUUUCCAAAAGCCUGAAUUUAAGAUUUUGGCCUAUUUCAAGAUGUUAGCUUUCCAAAAUCGUGAAUUCAAGAUUUUGGCCGAUUUCAAGAAUUUAGCUUUCCAAAAUCCUGAAUUCAAGAUUACGGCCGAUUUGUAGAUUUUACGUUUCCAAAAUAGUGAAUUCAAGAUUUUGGGUGAAUUAAAGAUCUUAGCUUUCCAAAUUCUGAAUUCAAGAUUUUGGGCGAUUUCAAGAUCUUAGCAUUUCAAAAUAAAGAAUUCAAGGUUUUGGCCGAUUUUAAGAUCUUAGCCUUCCAAAAUCCUUCAAUUAGAGAUUUUUGCCCAUUUCAAGAUCUUAGCUUUCGAAAAUGUUGAAUUCAAGUUUCUGGCGGAUUCCAAGACUUUAACAUUCCAGAACCCUGAAUUUAAGAUUUUAGCCAAUGUCAAGAUCUUAGCUUUCCAAAAUCCUGAAUUUAAGAUUCUGGCCGAUUUCAAGAUUUUAGCUUUCAAAAAUCCUUAAUUUAAGAUUUUGGCCGAUUUCGAGACUUUAGCUUUCCAAAAUCGUGAAUUCAAGAUUUUGUCCGUCUUGAAGAUUUUAGCUUUCCAAAAUCGUGAAUUCAAGAUUUUGGGCGAUUUGAAGAUUUUAGCUUUCUAAAUCCAAAAUUCAAGAUUUUGGGCGAUUUCAAGAUCUUAGCUUUCCAAAAUUCUCAAUUUAAGAUUUCGGCGGAUUUCAAGAUCAUGGCUUUCCACAAUCCUGAAUUUAAGAUUUUGGCCGAUUUCAAGAUCUUAGGUUUCCAAAUUCCUGAAUUCAAGAUUUCUGCGAUUUCAAGAUUUUAGCUUUCAAAAAUUCUGAAUUCAGGAUUUUGGCCGAUUUUAAGAUCUUAGCGUUCGAAAAUCCUGAAUUCAAGAUUUUUCCCAAUUUCAAGAUUAAAGCUUUUCCAAAUCCUGAAUUCAAGAGUUAGGCCGAUUUCAAGAUUUUAGCUUUCAAAAAUCGUGAAUUCAAGACUUUAGCCGAUUUCAAGACCUUACCUUUCAAAAAUCCUGUUUUCAAGAUUUUGGCCGUUUUCAAGAUUUUUGCCGAUUUCAAGAUUAAAGCUUUUUAAAAUCCGGAAUUCAAGACUUAGGCCGAUUUCAAGAUCUUAGCUUUCUUAAAUCCUGAAUUUAAAAUGUUGGCCGAUUUCGAGAUUUAAGGUUUCCAAAAUCCAGAAUUCAUGAUUUUGGCCGAUUUCAAGAUUUUUGCCGAUUUCAAGAUUAAAGCUUUCCCAAAUACUAAAAUCAAGAAUUAGGCCGAUUUCAAGAUCUUAGCUUUCCUUAAUCCGGAAUUCAAGAUUUUCGCCGAUUUCGAGAUUUAAGCUUUCCAAAAUCCAGAAUUCAUGAUUUGGGCCGAUUUCAACAUUUUAGCUUGCCAUAGUCCUGAAUUCAAGAUUUUAGCCGAUUUCAAGAUCUUAGUUUAUUAACAUCCUGAAUUCAAGAUCUUGGCCAAUUUCAAGAGCUGAGCUUUCGAAAAUCUAGAGUUCAAGAUUUUGGCAGAUUCCAAGAUUUUACAUUUCCAGAACCCUGAAAUUAAGAUUUUGGCCGAUGUGAAGAUCUUAUCUUUUCAAAAUGCUGAAUUUAAGAUUCUGGCCGAUUUCAAGAUUUUACCUUUCAAAAAUGCUUAAUUUAAGAUUUUGGCCGAUUUCCAGAUUUUAGCUUUCCAAAAUCGUGAAUUCAAGAUUUUGGCCGAUUUGAAGAUCUUAGCUUUCCAAAUCCUGAAUUCAAGAGUUUGGCCGAUUUCAAACUCUAAGCUUUCCAAAAUCCUAACUUGAAGAUUUAGCCCGAUUUCAAGAUAUUAGCAUUCCAAAAUCCUGAAUUCAAGAUUUGGGCCGAUUUCAAGAUGUUAGCUUUCCAAAAUCCUGAAUUCAAGAUUUUGGCGAAAUUAAAGAUCAUAGCUCUCCAAAAUCCUGAAUUCAAGAUUUGUGCCGAUUUCAAGAUUUUAGCUUUCAAAAAUCCGGAAUUGAAGAUUUUGGCGGAUGUCAAGAUCUUAGCUUUCCAAAAUCCUGAAUUCAAGAUCUUGGCAGAUUUCAAGAGCUAAGCUUUCCAAAAUCUUGAAUACAAGAUUUUGGCCGAUUUGAAGAUUAUAGCUUUCCAAAAUCCUGAAUUGAAAAUUUUGGCCGAUUUCAAGAUUUUACCUUUCCAAAAUGCUGAAUUCAAGAUUUUGGUCGAUUUUAAGUUCUUAGCUUUCCAAAAUCCUGAAUUCAAAAUUUUGGCCGAUUUCAAGAGCUAA